CCAUACUGGAACAGAUCGUCUGUAUGACUCUAUUCAGUGGCUACAUGGGCAAUGUGCCCACCUCACGCGCGCAAGAGAUGGGUGAACAAAACAAUAGAUUUACAGACAGCAAGAGUUUGUUUUCUCGGCAGUUGUGACAUGAGGCAAACGUCAUAAAAGUAAAUGGGGAUUCAGUUUUUGCGAUAAUUAUAAAUUAAACCGGGUGCAUUCGGCAAGGACUUUAAAUGCAACACACCCUUGGGCGCGUGGCGGAGGACGUCUGCCAUGCACGAGGCGAGCGCGAGCCAGGAGCAUUUUUAAACAAAUAACUGACAUAUUUCAAUUUUAAAAUAAACGACAAUGGCUAUUGGAACUAGCGUGUGACCGGAUGGAUUUCCAAAACCCUGCUUCGGUGGCAAUGGGGCUGUCACAUGCGGACAGGACCGAGGAUAGAUAACAAGGGCAAUUGAAAAUGACAUUAUUUUCUUUAUACCAUCAGAAAUAAGUGUUCCAAUAAGAGAUAAUACAUAUGAGACCAACGACUGCCGUAACUCCUUACGUCCAAAAACACUUGCAUUUUAAGCGCCCUGAGGUUUCACCAAUUACUGGACACCGUUAUUGAGGGUGAAGAUGCCUUUUCACCAUGUGAGAGCAGGGCUGGUCUACACAGACAACUAUCUGAGCAACUCUCUCUCUGAAACCAGUGAAGAGCAGCUGGCCAACAUCUCAACAGAAGAGCUUGGUGAGAUAAGAGAAGCAUUCCGAGUUCUAGACAGGGAUGGCAAUGGUUUCAUCUCAAAGCAGGAACUGGGUAUGGCCAUGCGCUCUCUGGGGUACAUGCCCAGUGAGGUUGAACUGGCCAUUAUCAUGCAAAGACUGGACAUGGAUGGUGAUGGACAGGUGGACUUUGAUGAAUUCAUGACAAUAUUGGGACCCAAACUCCUUUCUUCUGAAACCAGAGAGGGCUUCCUGGGCAAUACUAUAGACAGCAUAUUCUGGCAGUUUGACAUGCAACAGAUGUCCCUGGAGGAGCUCAAACACGUCCUGUUUCACGCCUUCAGAGACCAUCUCACCAUGAAGGACAUCGAGAACAUUAUCGUCACAGAGGAGGAGAGCUUGAAGGAAAACUCAGGAAACUGCCAGACUGAAUUUCAGGGAGUGCAUUCCAAAAAGAAGAACCGUCAGACGUGUGUCCGCAAGAGCCUCAUCUGUGCUUUCGCAAUGGCCUUCAUCAUUAGCGUCAUGUUAAUCGCUGCCAAUCAGAUGUUGAGAAACGGCAUGGAGUAGCUCCUCCCACUGUGAAUCAUGGGCGAUCUGACCUCUGCUGUUACUGUGCCCUCUUGCAAACAUCAAUAACUGCUAAAGCAACUCCACUUUUUGGUUUUAAAGUGCAGAGGACGAAGCCCGAGAACAAGUUCCCUUUUCUUUUUAAUAUAUCACAGACACUGAUUGUGACUGAUGGAAACAGCAGUGAAGGAUGUCCUCCAUUAACGGUUUGAAAGCAACAUGCAAGGGCUCCACACUGGAUACCAUUUAAUGCAAUAACAUCCUGUUUGUUUUUCUCAUUCUGUCCAUGAGAAACAGACUUGUCUCUGUACUUUAUCUCAACCCAAGCCAUGUCAGAUGGAAUGAUGAGGAGUACAGUGAUUGGCAGCCUGUCCAACCGAGCCACCGAAGGAUGUCUGGCAUCAAGUCUGUGUGGAUGAGAGUGUGUCCAUGCUCAUUUUAAAUGGACUGUCCAUACCUUUCAAUGCAUUACUCAGUUUUUGUCAAAUUUAAAGUGAAGGUUACAUACAUGCAAGUAAGCAUUUUAUAGUUUUCCUCCCCUUAAAAGUGCGAACCCUGGCAUUAUUAAAACACUGCUCUGUUUAUUUGAGCAUCAGGCUUGCUCAUUGUUCGCCGGAUCACAAAUGCAUUAGGGUUGUACAUAAACACAUUUCACAAUCUGCAAAGCAAGUGGGAUGAAUUCAAUUCCACAAGGUUCAAUUUUAUGGUACGCCCAUAUGCAUCAUGGGUAAUCAGGAUUCUGUAAUAUGGAAAUGAGAUGUCUUCAUGUUUUAUUCAUGCAGUGCCCUAUACUCACCCAUUUUACUUGUGUAUGUGUAGAAGAGAGUACUCUUUUCUGGUUUUAAAUACUGUAUGGUUUUGUCAAUGUCUGCACUUACUGUCUGGAUAAAAUGUAGGACAUUGAACUUCUGCGGAAGUGUCUACUACGCUACUUAGUUGGACUUUUUGGUCCAUUUUGAGUUUAUAAUCACUCUCAGGCUCAGAGAGUCAGUGAAUGCAACAUACAUUUCUAUGAAUCCACCAAAAGUAACUGGUCAUUUGUAUCGCUACAAUAAGCUAUUUUUCUUUCUACACUCUUACAAUAACUGUACAAAUGCUGUCACAAGGGCAGUACCCUUUCAAAAAGUAUAAAGAUUGCAUAGUAGAACAGACGACCCUGGGCCGGAUCUGCACCAAAACAGCCGACUUCGGUGCAGAUCUGGUGCGGAUCCGGCCUGGAGUCAUCUGCUGUCUGAACAUAUUGGUACCAAAUCUAUACAUAUCUGUACCUAAAUGGUACAUAUUGUGAUAUUUAUUGUCUCAGUGACAGUUUUUGUACCCUUUUUUAAGAGUAACAAGCCCUGUGUGGAAUAUAUUCGUCUACCUGUUGCUCUAUAUAUUUAUAAAGUUUGUGCUUAUCAGUUCACUUAUCAGUGUGUAUAAAUUGUUUGUCAUAUUCCCUUGUAUACUGCAUGUGUAUUUAUGCAAAUAGUGUCACACUAAAGAAAUGUCUUAGGGUCGUUUGUUUGACUGUCACGUCUGCAUGUUCAGUGCUGUUAGGGUCCGUACUGCUUGCUGACAUUUGCCAGGACCAUUACGUCCAAAAUCUUUGAUCUUCUUUCAUGAGAGCAACUUUAUCCAAAACAUACUAGCAUUUUCUGCCAAAUACACAGGAAAUAAAUGAGAAUUGGGUAUUGGAAACAGUUUACUGGAUAAAGCUUCUAUCAGUUUCCCAUAAUGUCCAAGAGGAGUUGACUGAUGAGUGGUACAUUUUAUUUGGUUCAUCUUGCACUUAAAUCAAUCAAAUCAAUAGCGCCAUCUAGUGGCUUUACGGUAGUAAAGAAUAACAUUAUCUUAAGCAUUGUGAAGUGAAACAACUAGUAAAGAAAAAAAUUACCAUUAGUUAAAAAUUCAAAAGUUGGAAAGUUGGAAAAAGCGUGCAAAUAUAUUCGGCAUUUAAAACAUAAACCUGUUUUGAAAAUCAAGUGUAAAUUCAAUUUAAAUGUAAACUUAAAAAGUGUUACAUUCAUAAACAUGUCAUUGUUACAUGUUACACUUUAUUUAUUUAUUUAUUUAUUUUAAAUAUAGUCUCUGUAAUGAGACAAAUUGUUUAUUCUUUCUAGUAUCGCAAAGAAAUAAUGUUGUGCAGUAGUUAUUCUGUGUAAAUCCCUGCCUGCUGCCAUCUUCUUGUUAAAAUCUACAAACUCCAGUUUUUAAAUGCAUUGCAAUUCAAAAGUUGCACUCUAAUAGGCCUUACAAUUUACUUUAUGGGCAUUUAAAAAACAUAAAUGAAUACAUGUUUUAUUUGUUACUAUAUUUUCUAUUUUGUUAAUUCUAAUAUUUAUUUACAGUAUGGUUUUUAUUACUUAAUUUGUUUUUUUUAUGAAAGUUAAUGGAAUACAUGACUUAAAUUAAUCCUGAUUUGAGGCAUGCCAAAUGAAAUUUUAUAUGUAUGUAUUUUUAUGAAGUAUAUCAAGAGUAGGUUUAUUAAUAUGCAAAACAGUAUACACAUUGCAUGCAGGAUGUGGAUUGACAGAUUACAGCAAUAUGGUUUCUAAACAAAAGUGUAUAACCACAUGUAAAGAAAAUGAAGAAAUAAAUUAUUUAUUG
Messenger RNA from Paramisgurnus dabryanus, 3855 nucleotides. RefSeq names its product calneuron 2 (gene caln2). Gene Ontology annotation, cellular component: trans-Golgi network membrane. Gene Ontology annotation, molecular function: calcium ion binding. NCBI's taxonomy places the organism in Eukaryota, Metazoa, Chordata, Actinopteri, Cypriniformes, Cobitidae. The record is from RefSeq and is a predicted model, not a curated record.